Lethenteron reissneri (Far Eastern brook lamprey) is the source of this 1107-nucleotide messenger RNA. RefSeq names its product caspase-6-like. The record is from RefSeq and is a predicted model, not a curated record. Gene Ontology annotation, biological process: proteolysis. Lineage: Eukaryota; Metazoa; Chordata; Hyperoartia; Petromyzontiformes; Petromyzontidae. Gene Ontology annotation, molecular function: cysteine-type endopeptidase activity.
UGCCCAAUUGCACAGCAGGAAAUAGACCGCGGUACCCUGCGUAGGUGUGCGUGCGUGAGUCAGCCAGGUAGCGAGCCAGCCAGCCACGUGCCUUAACACCUUGUACAGGGGCGAGGACGCUGAACAUUACGUAUCAGAGUUUGCUGAGCACGGCUGGCGAGCGAGCGGUGGGGGCAUUCAACAAGGAGAGGCUCACUUCACAUCGAGUGUCGCAAGCAGGGACAGAGAAGAUGCCGCUUGAGACGUGCGAAAUAGUCUUGUCCGGUGGAGAUGAUUCGCCCCUGGAGGUGUCAAGUGGGACGGCGCUGAUCAUUAAUUCGGUGCAUUUCAUGAGAGGCUUGGAGCUGCAGGAUAGAGAAGGCUCCCAGAAAGAUGAACAGAUCAUGACCAGGAUUUUGGGCAAAAUCGGAUUCGAAGUCGAUCUGUUACUUGACAAAACUUCCGAUGAUAUUAUGAAGGCGCUCCAAGAAGUCGCGGAAAAUCGGAAAAAUGCAGAGGCCUUCGUGUGCGUCAUCAUGAGCCACGGCUGGCAUGGAUACUUCGUGUGCUACGAUGACACCAAGGUGUACUAUAAGGACAUCUACAGCCUGUUCAACAACAAAGCCUGGGAACACAAACUCAAGCUCUUCAUUAUACAGGCUUGCCGUGGUGAUAGCUCUGACUCCGGCGCUGAGCUGGAGGAAGGUGGGGACUGCGAGCCAACUCAGGAGGCUGGAAACACAGACGAUGCUAGCAGCAGCGUGGACGAGGCCUGCAUUCUAAAGGACGACCUGUUUGCCCCACCCGAGACACUCACACUUUACUCCACCCCGGAAGGUUACGUUUCAUACCGGCCGAACCUCAGCAGCUGUCAGUUCAUCGAGGCCGUGGCACUUGAGCUGACGCGAGCCUGGGAGAAGCGCGUCGAGCUUGUGCAGUCUCUCACACGCGUGUCCCACCGCAUUGCGCGAGGCUUCCAAUCGAAUUCGAGGGACAAACAGCACAAUGGCAAGAAGCAGAUGCCUUGCCUCGUCAGCCACCUCACGCGAGACGUGUACCUUGUGCAGCGGCAGGGCUACACCCAGUGACAACGCUCAAACAGAAUAAUAAACUCAUUUACUAUGUUGC